UCGGCCUCCCAAAGUGCUAGGACUACAGGCGUGAGCCACCUAUUAUAGCCCCAUGGGUGACGCUCUAUUUGUUUUUUCCAUUCAAGAAAGGAUGUCAAACUCCAUCGGAGCAUGAGUGAAUUACAAAAACAUAACCGUGCAUGUCUCCUAAGUUAUUGUAGGCUCUUUACAAAUAUGCACUGGUAUUACUAAGAAAUUACUUGCGAGCCACCUCACUACUUAUGGAGACAUGCCGUUUUAUUUUGCAUCCAUGGUUAAGAACCUCUGCCAUUGAGAGGGGUGCUAAACGUCGUGUUAUGGUUAUGAGAAAGAAUUGCUGCAUGCAUAACCGAGCAAUUGGAAAUAUAAAAGACCAAAAAAAAAAAAAAAAAAGAAUUGCUUAAGUAAUCAGAAAAAAAAAAAUGGCAUUGUUACAGAGUUCUACAAUUGAGUUUGAGUGAGAGAGGAAACAAAGUGACAAGCCCUGGGCUCUUGAGCUAGUCCAAGUUUAAAGAGCUCGCCUGGGGAUUCCUUCACAGUCCCCAGUGGAACCAGUCAAAAGAGCGUCAUGCCUUCCGUGUCCCCUGACCCUCCAUUCAAUCAAAAGCAACAGGCCUGAACAAUCACGGAACAAAAACCUCAUUGCCCGCGUAACCUUCCAACCCCGGAGCUGUAUGGGCCGCUAAUCCGCCGCACAAAGCGGGCCGCUGCUCUUUUCUUCUCCCGCGCCCGGGCCCAACUGCUGAUCGGUUCUGGAACGUCCCAGUAGCGCGCCGGGGGCCUCCGGUGUUUAUUUAGCGAGCUGCUGGCUGCGCCGGGGGCCUCUUGGAGAGCCGGCUCCGCGCCGCCCGCGCGCCCGCGCCAGAGCAGCCAUGUACCGGCGCAGCUACGUCUUCCAGACUCGCAAGGAGCAGUACGAGCGCGCCGAUGAGGCUUCGCGCGCCGCCGAGCCCGAGCGCCCGGCAGACGAGGGCUGGGCUGGGGCCACUAGCCUGGCGGCGCUGCAGGGACUCGGCGAGCGCGUGGCCGCCCAUGUCCAGAGGGCCCGCGCGCUCGAGCAGCGCCACGCCGGGCUCCGGCGGCAGCUGGAUGCCUUCCAGCGCCUGGGCGAGCUGGCCGGGCCGGAGGACGCCCUCGCCCGCCAAGUCGAGAGCAACCGCCAGCGCGCCCGAGACCUGGCUGCCGAGCGCACCCGGCUGGAGCGCCAGGGCACCGAGGCGCAGCGCGCGCUCGACGAGUUCCGGAGCAAGUACGAAAAUGAGUGUGAAUGUCAACUCCUGCUAAAAGAAAUGCUUGAACGGCUUAACAAGGAAGCUGAUGAAGCCUUGCUGCAUAACCUGCGCCUUCAGCUGGAAGCCCAAUUUUUGCAAGACGAUAUCAGUGCGGCGAAGGACAGGCACAAGAAGAAUCUUCUGGAAGUUCAGACCUAUAUCAGCAUCCUGCAGCAGAUCAUCCACACCACUCCUCCGGCAUCCAUUGUGACGAGUGGAAUGAGGGAGGAGAAGCUCCUGACGGAGCGGGAGGUGGCCGCCCUGCGGAGUCAGCUGGAGGAGGGCCGGGAGGUGCUCGCCCACCUGCAGGCACAGAGAGUGGAGCUGCAGGCCCAGACAACAACUCUGGAACAAGCUAUUAAAAGUGCCCAUGAGUGUUAUGACGAUGAGAUUCAGCUUUAUAAUGAGCAGAUUGAGACAUUGCGCAAGGAGAUUGAGGAGACAGAGCGGGUCCUGGAGAAGUCUUCUUACGACUGCCGGCAGCUGGCGGUCGCCCAGCAAACCCUGAAGAAUGAGCUGGACCGGUAUCAUCGUAUCAUCGAGAUUGAAGGCAACAGGCUGAGCUCUGCCUUCAUUGAAACUCCCAUUCCCCUGUUCACCCAGAGCCAUGGAGUCUCUCUCAGCACUGGAUCCGGUGGGAAAGAUCUUACCAGGGCUCUGCAGGAUAUAACAGCAGCAAAACCAAGACAAAAAGGCCUCCCCAAGAAUGUUCCAAGGAGAAAGGAGAUUAUAGCAAAAGACAAAACCAACGGAGCUCUGGAAGAUGCACCAUUAAAAGGUUUGGAAGACACAAAGCUGGUACAGGUGGUACUUAAAGAGGAAAGUGAAUCUAAGUUUGAAUCAGAAAGUAAAGAAGUAAGUCCCCUGACACAAGAAGGGGCUCCAGAGGAUGUGCCAGACGGAGGGCAGAUAAGCAAAAGCUUUGGGAAAGUAUACAGGAUGGUCAAGGAGAAAGUGAGAAGCCCCAAAGAGCCUGAGACCCCCACUGAGCUCUACACCAAAGAGCGGCACGUGGUGGUCACAGGGGAUGCCAAUUAUGUGGACCCUAGGUUCUGUGUCUCCCCCGUCACAGCUAAAGGUGGGGUGGCUGUUUCCAUCGCGGAAGACUCUGUGCUUUAUGAUGGCCAGUUGGAGCCCUCUCCUGAGUCACCUAAGCCCCCUUUAGAGAAUGGGCAGGUGGGUCUGCUGGAGAAAGAAGAUGGACAGCCAAUUGACCAGCGGCCUACAGACAAGGAGAUUGAGCCAGAUGGCAAAGAGCUGGAAGUCCCUGAGGAGAAACAUGAGGGUGAGGAGCAGGAUGAGGGGUUUGGGAGACCCUGUCCGGUGGUCACACCCGGUGCAGAGGAACCGUCUAUACCCCAGCCUCCAAAGCCUGUGGCUGAUCAGGAUGGAGCCGAGGGGCUUGGGACUAGGGGCAGAAGCCUGCCAGAAAAAGGCCCUCCCAGGGCUCUGGCCUAUAAGACAGUAGAAGUGGUGGAAUCUAUCGAGAAGAUUUCCACAGAGAGCAUUCAGACAUAUGAAGAAACUGCUGUGAUCGUGGAGACCAUGAUUGGAAAGACAAAGUCAGACAAGAAGAAAUCAGGAGAGAAGAGCUCUUAAAAUGCCCAGGCUUAAUGGGAGAAAAUGUCUUUGGGGCCACUGUAGGGGUAAUGCUUUGAUAUUUUAGAGCAAAUGAUAAAAGGGUGAGGGUUUCUGUUUGGAUUAGACCAUAGUUGACCCAUCUGGCAUUGCCAAUGAAGCCUUCAUUAAAAUGUUUUCUUUGCUUGCA
Chlorocebus sabaeus (green monkey) is the source of this 3018-nucleotide messenger RNA. RefSeq names its product beaded filament structural protein 1 (gene BFSP1). The record is from RefSeq and is a predicted model, not a curated record. Gene Ontology annotation, biological process: lens fiber cell development. Gene Ontology annotation, molecular function: structural constituent of eye lens. NCBI's taxonomy places the organism in Eukaryota, Metazoa, Chordata, Mammalia, Primates, Cercopithecidae. Gene Ontology annotation, cellular component: cytoplasm; intermediate filament.